Molecule: messenger RNA, 2523 nt
Organism: Dermacentor albipictus
Lineage: Eukaryota; Metazoa; Arthropoda; Arachnida; Ixodida; Ixodidae
Source: RefSeq, a predicted model, not a curated record
AACAGGUGCGGCAUGUGCGCGCCCUCUGCACAACAGCCAACCGAUUGAUCGCAUUCAUUUCGCCAAGCAACUACCCUGCUCUUCGAGUCCUUGUUUUCCUUGUGCCACCUGUGUGGAUCGAUUCUGGCCUGCUUCUGGUGUUAUUCAGAGCCCCUGAUAUUUUUUUACGUCAGCGAAAUCGCAGUGCCAGGGGAAAAAAUCAAGCCCAUUCAACUGUGCGAAGGCGGAUGACCAGCGGGGCUUUAAACGGCAUGGUAUCCGCCUGGCUACCGGUGCCUUCAGGACGAGUCCUGUGGAGAGUCUCUACGUUGAAGCCAAUGAGUGGUCGCUUCAUCUUCAGAGGACGACAUGACGUCGCUGAAAUAUCGGCAAGACGUAUUGAGCUAUGCCUCGCUUAUGAAGAGCCUGCACCCAGACGUGUCCCAGCCAUCUGCUCUUGCUGAACAAGUGAUGGAACUACGAACAGCCCAGGGCGAAAUGGCCUUGAAGCUUCCUCUCUACUGCACAGAGUCAUCACUGAACUUUUGCGAACUAGUGGACCAACUACCAGAACUGAAUGAUGUUCUUUGCUUCGUGGGAGCUGAAGCGGUUGAGAUCGCCCACGGAAAACUUUCGCUACGCCUAUACGAGCGUACAGAAAAAGUUUGUCACUUUCGCAUCAUGGAAGUACUUGCCGUAUAUCUACACUGCAUUCUGGCUCGACAUUCCUGUGUGCACACUCUCCAGUUCAAGUUCGCAACGCAGAAAUGCCACAGUUUCGAUCUCCUACUCUGCCACGCCUUGAGCCGGUCUACGUCAUUGCGUUGCAUUCAUCUGACAGGCUCUACCUUCAAUACUGAGUGCACUGCCCAAGUCUUCGGUGCCAUCUCUAAUCUGCUCAAGAAGCAGCUAUUCGAGCUUUCGCUAGAAUCGCUCGUACUUGACGGAGAUGUCGAUGCGCCCUUGCAAGAAUUCUUGGCGAGCCUGUCCACCACAGAAACUCUCAAGGUGCUCGUGGUCGUUAAUGUCGCAGUCACCAGCCCUCAGGCACAAGCAACGCCCUUUCACUUCGUGGAAGCCACUAUGGAUGCCUUAGCCAGAAACUCGAGCCUAUUCAGCCUCGUAAUAGGCUCUUCAUUAGGUUCCCGGCAUCUAAACGAAAAGCUGGCCCGGAUGCUCGCCAGCCCUUUCGCACCAGAGCGCCUGACUGUGAUUUCUCACAGCCCCAACUUUAGCCAUGCGUUGCGCCUGGUGCUAUCAAAUCUACGGCAAAACAUGAGAGUAACGAAAAUUACAUUCAAGGGAUUUCAUAUCAAUUCCACGGAUAUGAGAUUUGCUUCGGACCUGCUGGCUGCCAACUGCAUGAUCCAAGAAAUGAGCUUCAUAGAAUCAACGUGGGAUUUAACACAGGGACCAGACAAUUGGCAUGCCAGGGCAGUGGUGAAACUCCUUGAGAGUACAGCGCAUUUGCGACGACUCGUUGUGCCAUUCGAGUUUAUCUCCGAAGAGGUGUGUUCCAUUCUGCAAGCAGCUCAACGGUGCGAAUCACUAAAGGAGCUGCACUUUCCUGUUCUUUUCACGCCUGGCUUGGAGGUCGUAUUCAUGGCAUUGAAUGUUUCACCCCUCGUGGAGAAGCUCAGAGUAGGAACAUUCUGCGUGGCUGCGGACACGGCUGCUUCGAGUGCGGUUGCCCUCCUCCAAAAUGCUUUCUCAGGUCCUCAGAGACUUAAAAGUAUUGACCUGCUCUUUGGGCCGAGGGGCGACUCACCCUGGCUCGUCGGUGGCCAUUGUGGAGGUCACCUGACCAAUCUAUCGGUGACGGACUGCACUGGACAGACGCUGCUGCACCCCGACUUUGCCUGGUGUCUGGGAGCCUAUCUGCCUCUGACGCGAAGCCUGAAGACACUCACCAUCGCAGUGGCAACGUUUCAGGAGUCGGCGAAAUACGUCAUACAAGGGCUUGCCUUGAAUGGCAGCAUUGAGGAGCUAUUCAUGAAUAAUUUUUCGGCGCAAUAUGAGGAUGUGUGCUUGCUUUGUACAUGGAUAUCGAGGAGUCAGCAAGUGCACAGUGUCCAGGUGUACUUUGAUAAGACUGUCACGGGACUCUUCCUCGAGACACUUGCAGGAUGUAUGCAGUACAACUACACGCUCACAUCACUCUCUAUUGGCUGCCAUCGCUUGGAGACCGUGCACGAGUUGCAAGUCAAGAGCAUAACUCGGCGAAACUUCGGACUCGUGCAGUGCGCUGCCAGCUACGUCCUUGGAUGCCCGACGCGUCGCGCAGAAGUUGCCUUCAAAAUUGUAGCGUGGCACCCACAGCUUCUACCGGCCGUGCAGAAGAUGGGACUCAUGGGCGAAAAGGAAGCCAAACUGAGAAUUCGCCGAGCUGGGCAGUCGAGUGCGCUCUAACGUUGGUAUGGACUGAAAGGCCAUGGGGUCAUUCAAAUCCUUUUAACCACGAGCCCCACAGAACGUCGAGGGAGAAUGCGGGAACUUACGGUCUUCUGAUGUAGCAUUCAGUAAUAAAUAACACCAUUUCCUUUU